Messenger RNA from Parathielavia appendiculata, 899 nucleotides. RefSeq lists its product as uncharacterized. The transcript has 4 exons. The record is from RefSeq and is a predicted model, not a curated record. Lineage: Eukaryota; Fungi; Ascomycota; Sordariomycetes; Sordariales; Chaetomiaceae. Bases 6 to 446 code for a protein of 146 amino acids.
CCAAAAUGGUUUCGUUCAAGAGCUUGCUUCUCUUGCUUCCUGCCCUCGCCUUCCCAGCCGGUUUUGCUGCACCCACACCGGAGUCCAAGGGAGAGCUCCCUGCUCACGCCGCCGAGAUUGUUGCACGCGCUCCCAACACCAUCUGGAUCUGGGCCGGACCCAACUACACCGGCCCGUCCAUGUCCCUCACUUACUACAAGGUAAACGAUUGCGGUACAAUUCCUUGGCAGACCCUCGGCUCCAUCUGGAUACCUGACAAUAUUGUCUGCACCUUUACCGUCAAGCCUGGCGACUGCUGGGACACGCAGGGCAACUUCCGCUCGCAGACCAUCUUCCCGUCCGGACUGGCCGAUAUCCGGCAGUGGUACGAGCCCAGGAAGGCCGACUUCCCGGCUUACUGGUUCAACAAUGCCCGCUCGAUCCAGUGUGGGGGUUCGAACUUUUAGCGGAGAUUGACACUCGGGAAGUCUUCAUGUAGAUGAUUCCGUUGUCUUUCGCCGUAUUGCAUGACGGGAUGCAUCAAGGUCGGUAAAGACCUCGUUAUCAAGGGGCACUUGGAGAAAGAAAACACCCAUGUUUCGAGACAGAAGUUCUGCGGCAUUGUGUCAACACUCGUCGUGAAGAUAUUACAUAUCUUUGAUCGAUGACACCUAAGUAGCAUACCUCUUGGCUAAUUCAGUGUUCUGCGUGUCUCAUUAGCUCAAUGACGAAAUUAGCGAGCCAGCUUCGGUGCUUCGCGUCGUCGAAUGGAUCGUAAUUAGGUGCGACGUUGAGCAUGUAUAUGAGUAUGCCCGGUCACUUGUCCGGUCCCGUGCGCGGGACCAGACGAGAGUAAUCCCGCUUCAGUUGGCGCAAGUUCUCACGGCCGCACGCAUCGCAGCUAGAUAUCCUUCAGCAUG